UAAUGUGGGAUAGAGCCUACUGCCCUGUAAAAGAUCAACCGCAUGCUUUCCUUUCAGUUUCUGUUCUCCUCACUAUCCACUUGUUUUGGGCCGUGAUUAGACGUGUUUGCGUCUUUGAGCAAAAUAAAGAAGAACAGUGAAUAAAAGUAUACUUAGACUAUCAAAAAUGUCACUUCGCCGUUUGACGUUGGUCAUCCUUGUUGUGUUCAUCACCACCGAAGCUGCUUCAGGUGAAGAAAUAAAGAAAGCAGUGGGUGAUGCGGUGUGUUUUCGUCCGAACAGAAUAGAUCCUCCUGCCAGCAGCAUUAUGUGGAAACACAGAAACAGCAGUGGAGUUCUUCUCAAAGUGAUUGAAUGGGAUUGUAAUGGUUUUUCCAUCCCGAAUCAGAGAUUCAAAGACAUCACAACUCUGGAUAAGGAGACUGGAGAAAUCACUAUACGUGAUUUAAAUGUAAAGCAUAGUGGACUCUAUACCAUCAACAUCAACAGUAAAGAGCAGGAACAAAGAUUCCACUUGGAAGUUUUGGAGCGGGUCCCUAAACCUGUGAUAAAAACACAGAAGUCUAUUAACCCUGAUGCUGUGUAUUUAAUAUGCGAGUACAGUGAAACGAUCAUCUGGAAGAAUUCUGCUGGAAAAACACUGAAGGGAUUAAAGCUACAUCUGAAAGGAGAGUUUAUCAUGGUUGAAAAACAAGGUAAUCCUGAAAACUUCUACACAUGCACACUCGAGAACGCCGUGAGUGAAGCGACCAGUGAUCCGGUCUAUGAGAGAGAUCUGUUUAAUGGUGAGACAGUAAAGAAACUCCAUACAACAUAA
Cyprinus carpio (common carp) is the source of this 817-nucleotide messenger RNA. Its product is annotated as CD48 antigen-like. NCBI's taxonomy places the organism in Eukaryota, Metazoa, Chordata, Actinopteri, Cypriniformes, Cyprinidae. The record is from RefSeq and is a predicted model, not a curated record.